CAUUCAACAAGAACAACAACUGCCUCUCAAUACAGCUUAGCCGCUUAGUUAACACCAAAGUGCGGACUAAUUUUCAGCAAUCAAAACGCUCUUUUGCAUUAAGAGCCUCGUCAGACUGUCUUUAUAGUUUGAGACAAAUGAUUGCUUUGAGCAAUCAAAUAAAAUUUAUCGUACAGCUAUUGUUAUGUGUCAGGCCGCGGCGACGAGCUAACGACGCGUUUCCAUUUACUGUAAAUUUGCUUUGUUUAUAAAUCAUGCAUUAUUUUUACCACCAGCAUUUCUGAACGGGAGUGAUUUAUACGGACUUGACAUCUGCUAGUAUGUUAAAGGUGCAGUCAAACCUCUCUGUGAGAGAGGGCAAAAAAGGAUGAUCUUGAAGAUUUAACCAACAAUCAUAGACCAACUAUGCCUCAAAGGAAGAGAGCCCUUGUGCCCAUUAGUACGUGGAGAAGAGUUAAAGUUGAUGAAGAUUACUUCCCUUUUAAUUCACUACCGGUGGAAUGUCAGCUCCAUGUGCUGUCAUUCCUUAGUGAGGUGGACAAGUGCAACUGUGCGCUAGUGUGUGUAAGCUGGAGUUGCCUAGCACGCUCUGGAAAGCUGUGGAGAGUUGCCGACUAUUCCCGCCGUGGCGUGUUUCAUCUCGGCCAGGAAGGGCUGCUUGUUUCCAACAGAGAGUUUGAGCGCUGGAAAUCAUGGGUACACAAUUACACUCAUCAUCUUAUAUCUCGUGGGGCUAGUUUGCUUACACUUAAGGCCAGUUUUGAUCUAGGGGACCAGUGCAAUAAAUGGGGCGAGCUCCUCUCACACCUGCUUGAGAAUGUCCAUUGCCGAGAUCUCAGUCAUUUAGAUUUAAAUUGGACGUUCACGCUGCUGGAGCCCCUUGACCUCCGUGUUCACACCAGUUCUAGUUCACAUCAAGACAAUAUAACCAAGAUGGACCAAGUCAAUAACUUCCAGAUUCUUCUUUCCAGACUUGUCCACAGUUGCUCCAGGAUAGCCAAAAUGCGUCUGCACUUUGACUGGUCCGAAACAUCGGUUGCGUUGAUUACUCAGUUUCAACACCUCCGUAUCUUAGAACUGAAGUACUUUUGGGUCUUUAAAGGUGUCAGCCCAAACACUUUACAGACACUGACUAAAUCGCUGCCUAAUCUUAAAUCCCUCACUCUCCAUGUUCUUGUACCACUGCGGAACUUGGGCAUCUCAUACACCCUUGAAUCUCUGUCUCUUGAGUUCUUGGAUGUGUCACCCAGUCGUGGUCUGGUCUUCUCCUGCCUCAACCUCCCAGCGCUGCGAGAGCUGCGGGCCAAAAAGAUUGUCCGAGGUAUAACUCUGGACCGCCGAACCAGACUCCAGAUACAGAGCCGAUGGCCUUGCCUGUAUCAGGUCUUGCGUGAAGGGACACCUAAACUACAGGCCCUUAAUAAUGAAAGACUUCUUCCCAACUGGAAAGAGCAAAGUUACAGAGAACUAACCUCAAUCCUCCAGCAAUCUUGCUACUGUCUUCAGCAUUUAGACAGCUGGCUCUGGUGAAAUCAAGUCUUAAUCAAUCAUAGGCUACAUGAAAUGUCUUGAAGUGACACAGUCACAUCCUGACUGCACUUUGAAAUGAAGAAAACCAAAAUUUGAAGGACCAAAAUAUCAUUAGAUAACACAAUUUGCAUAACCACAAUCAUCUUCUCUAAUUAAAAAUUCUUUGAGCUGUAAUCUAAUUAUGCACUAGCUACCCUUGCCAGCAACACAAGAGUAAUUUAUUUACAUUUAAAUAUAGGCUUUUUUUUUUUUUUUUACCUUAAAACUGAUGCCUGAAAAGAAAACAAUGUUACAGUUUUGGCUUGUGUAGUGCUAUCAAGGUUUAAACGAAGAGUUUCUGAACAGAAGGCCUUACAGAAGUGUGUGCAUUUUUUUAAGAACUUAGUUGAAUUCAGGAAAAUAGUUCUAUUGUGCAAAAGAAGCCAGCUAUGUGGACAAAGCGGAUUGCAGGAAGCAUGUGUUGAUCACAUUGACAAGAACUUUUAUUCCUUGCAACAUUUCAGUCCUUUUGUAUUUCAGUAGGAAUUAUCAAGUUUAUUUUUUUUUGCCUUUAUUUGUGUGUAUCUCUGUCCUGAACUAGAUUUUAUUUCAGUGAGUAUUCAGCAAUCUUUGUACAGUUUAAGUAUUUCUUAUAUUCUGAUAACAUUCCUCUGUAUAUUUCAGGCCGUGCUCAAGCAUUUCAGACUUUCACAUCUUCAGACAAUUUAGCAUUUUAGUAUUAUUUCUUUCAUACUGGAAUUUAAGUGGAAAGAUUAGAUUUUUAUUAAGCCUAAUGUUUGGGUAUUUUAAGGUUGGUCAUAUGGGUGAGAACAUGUAUUGCAUUGUAUCCAGAUGUUUUUCCUUGGUUGUGGCAAAUCUCUUACAUAAUAUAAUUAAAGGCACAACAGUAUUUGAGUUUAGGACCUUCUAAAGUAGUGAGUAAAACCUUGUAACUACUCUAAAUUAAAUGCUAAUACAUAUUUUAUGUUAUAAGGUAUCCGUUGUCCCAUGCAUAAGCCUACAUUGUGAUGAAAUAUGCAGCGUUUUGUGCUAACCAUGAAAAUAAAUUUUAAAGACUUGGUGUGCUUUCAAGUUUGUCAUCUGGAUAAUGUUUUGUUUAACUUUAUGAAAUUAAAAUAUUGCGUUUAGCCUAAAAAACUAAUAGACCAAGUCAUAUAAUUAAUUUCAUGUGGAUAAAAGAAACUGUUGUGAUGACCUGCAGUUGCAUUUGUAAACUAUAUUACCCAAUGGAUGAAUUGUGUGAUUUGUGUGCAGUACCUGAUGUUCGUCCACUGGAGGUCACAAUACUCUUUCCUUUUCUAACUGUUUUGUUUCUUUCUUGCCAUCCAUAAAAAAGUUUUCUGUUUUCUGCAGUGGUGCUAUGAUAAAACAAUUCUGUGUAUUGACUGAAAUUGGAACUGCUAUAAUAAAUUUAGAUAAUUUUACUGAAUUAUAUUUAUCCUGUUAUAUUUUACAUUUUAUUAUUACCGUAAAAUAAAGGUUAUGGCCAUAUAUUUUUA
Xyrauchen texanus (razorback sucker) is the source of this 3029-nucleotide messenger RNA. RefSeq lists its product as uncharacterized. The coding region runs from base 406 to 1530 and encodes 374 amino acids. Gene Ontology annotation, biological process: SCF-dependent proteasomal ubiquitin-dependent protein catabolic process; protein polyubiquitination. Lineage: Eukaryota; Metazoa; Chordata; Actinopteri; Cypriniformes; Catostomidae. Gene Ontology annotation, cellular component: SCF ubiquitin ligase complex. Gene Ontology annotation, molecular function: protein binding. The record is from RefSeq and is a predicted model, not a curated record. The transcript is spliced from 2 exons.